UGUGUGGGGACAGGAAAGGAGGCCAGGGUUGGUUCUGCCAGGCUUCCAUGCAAGAUUUGGGGUGAGUUUGCAGCCGCUCAUUGCCUUUGGAGCUGCUCUCCAGGAUACGGCCAGACCCACCUGCUGGAUUCUCUGCAGGAGGUCGAGAGAGCUCCCGCCCGCGCCGGGACAUACAGCUAGGACGCAGCCAUCCCUGCUCUCGAGGCGACAGACGAGGGGCUGGUGAGCACUUGGCCCUCGCGGGGAGCAGCCUGAGACGUAGAACGGGCUGGGAACAACGCUGCUGCUGCACACUGAGUGGAUGUUUUCCAGGAACUCUCCACCAUGACUCCAAGAUCUCUCUCUUGAGCGUGACUUGGCAGAGAGACCGGCUUCAAUACAGUCCUUUAGCAGGAUGGCUAUGGACCUGCUGAACAUCGUGUUGCUGCUAGUGCCGGCAGUGAUCGCACAGACGGACACGCGGAUUGUCGGGGGCUACCCCUGUGAGAGACCCCAGCCCUGGCAGGCCGCGAUCUUCGAUUUAAACCGGCUGUACUGCGGAGGAGUGCUCAUCAACAAGGAGUGGGUGAUGACGGCCGCUCACUGCAGACUGCCUGGCACCACCAACAUACGGCUGGGCGAGUACAACCUGCGGCAAAUGGAUGACUCCGAGCAGCGCCGGGUGGCAGCGAAACUCAUUCCCCACCCCAACUACAACCCCACCACCAAGGACAACGACAUCAUGCUCAUCAAACUCGUCACCCCCGUGCAACUGAAUAACAACGUGAACCCCAUCGCACUGGCCAGCAGCGCCGCCCCGCCGGGGAGCAUCUGCCGGGUGUCUGGAUGGGGCACCACCACCUCCCCCCAACCAGCGUCAUUCCCAGCCUUGCUGCAGUGUGCUGAUCUCAGGAUUGUCUCAGCGGCAGAAUGUCGAAGAGAGUAUUCCAGCUUGGUCACGGACAACAUGCUGUGUGCUGGUGUGCAACAAGGAGGCAUUGAUUCUUGCCAGGGUGACUCCGGGGGUCCCCUGGUAUGCGGCGGGACCCUCCAAGGCAUCGUGUCGUGGGGGUUGGAGGAGUGCGCCCAACCUAACAAACCGGGUGUUUACACCAAGGUCAGCAAAUACAUCAACUGGAUCCAGCAAACUGUACGGGGCGGGUGAGUCGCCCCGGGAAUCCCAAUAAAACAUGAGAGACACA
This is a messenger RNA of Malaclemys terrapin pileata, 1181 nucleotides long. Its product is annotated as kallikrein-14-like. Gene Ontology annotation, biological process: proteolysis. Gene Ontology annotation, molecular function: serine-type endopeptidase activity. The record is from RefSeq and is a predicted model, not a curated record. The transcript is spliced from 7 exons. Bases 395 to 1144 code for a protein of 249 amino acids. Lineage: Eukaryota; Metazoa; Chordata; Testudines; Emydidae.